ACGUCACGGCAGGCACACCAGAAGUCGAAGAGGGAUGCAAAAGUGGUUUUCCGCUCUCGAUGACGCAAUCAUUCAGCGACAGUGGCAGGCAAACCCCUCGGGGGCGCUGGGUGGCGUGUGGGGCUGCGCGCUGCACCUGGGGGUUGAUCGCAACGCGGCCCCGGCGCCCCGCAGAGCCGCCAGGCACCCCGGCCGUGAGAGCCGCUGGAGGCAGACGAGCAGCACUGGCUGCGGGGCCUCGGCCGGCCCGGGAGGACCUGGGAGCCGCAUCGGCGCCGCCCCUCCCAGCCAGGUUCCGAGAGGACGAGUGGACGCCUCUUUCGUCACCGCGUCGGCCAAAUUACACCGAGCUGACUGGUCUCCGAGACGUCACUGCUCCGCGCCGGAAGUCAAUUUUCGUGAUCUCUUCCUUCGCACCUACCCUUUCCCCGGGCCACGUUCCCGGGACAUGAGCCGGAAGAGGCAGCGCCUGGUCCCGGAGACCUUGGGCCUGAAGAGGCGGCGGGAACUAGGGCAUACAGAGGCGGAUCCCUUGAGGGGCGAGGCAGGGUCGGCGCGCGCCGCAGUCGCCGAACUGGUGCGGCUGUUCCCGCGAGGCCUGUUCGAAGAUGCGCUGCCGCCCAUCGCGCUCAGGAGCCAGGUGUACAGCCUCGUGCCGGACCGGACCGCGGCUGACCGGCAGCUGAAGGCGCUUCAAGAACAGGGGGAGAUCAGAGUCAUCCAGCUGGGCUUCGACUUGGAUGCCCAUGGCAUCAUCUUCACCGAGGAUUACAGGACCAGAGUCCUCAAGGUCUGCGAUGGCCGAUCGUAUGCUGGGGCAGUGCAGAAGUUUCUGGCUACGGUGCUUCCAGCCUGUGGGGACCUUAGCUUCCAGCAGGACCAAAUGACAAAGACCUUUGGCUUCAGGGACAGAGAGAUCACGCAGCUGGUGAACGCCGGAGUCCUUACUGUCCGAGACGCUGGGAGUUGGUGGCUAGCUGUGCCUGGAGCUGGGAGAUUCAUUAAGUGUUUUGUUAAAGGGCGCCAGGCUGUCCUUGGCAUGGUCCGGAAGGCCAAGUACCGGGAGCUGCUCCUGUCAGAGCUUCUGGGCCGGCGGCCGCCUGCUGCGGUGCGACUCGGCCUUGCCUACCAUGUGCACGACCUCAUUGGGGCCCAGCUGGUGGACUGUGUCUCCACCACUUCUGGAACCCUCCUGCGCCUGCCAGAGACGUGAGGAUUCUACUCAUCGUUGCACACCUCCCCAGAGGGGGUGAGAGGGGCCCAGGAGUGUUGCUCAGUGGUGGCUGAGACAGGGUCACCUUGGGAAAGCUUGGGACCAGGAUGAGUGUUGGGCUUGUGACCAUGCGAACAAAGGGUCAGAUCUUGACUGCAGCUGUUACCUGGGACCUGAGCCAGUGGUGGGUUUGGGCAAUACUUCUCAGCCCUUCCCUGGAAGUGGAGACAGAGAUUGCCAAGGCCAUGGCUGCUGCCAUUACUGUCUUGGGAUAAGAAGGUGUGGUUUCCAGGGAGCUGGUGAGGGAGGGUAGGGUUCUCUUCACUACAUGUUGGGUUGAAACUGCCAAAUAAAGUACUUCUGCCGGUGCUAUUUCCUGGGUGUCUUUUGUUUA
This is a messenger RNA of Rhinolophus ferrumequinum (greater horseshoe bat), 1607 nucleotides long. RefSeq names its product serine/threonine kinase 19 (gene WHR1). Gene Ontology annotation, molecular function: protein serine/threonine kinase activity. Gene Ontology annotation, biological process: protein phosphorylation; positive regulation of Ras protein signal transduction. The record is from RefSeq and is a predicted model, not a curated record. NCBI's taxonomy places the organism in Eukaryota, Metazoa, Chordata, Mammalia, Chiroptera, Rhinolophidae.